Molecule: messenger RNA, 6246 nt
Organism: Closterium sp. Naga37s-1
Lineage: Eukaryota; Viridiplantae; Streptophyta; Zygnematophyceae; Desmidiales; Closteriaceae
Source: the annotation of a GenBank genome assembly
AUGCGGUCCGGUGGCUUCGGUCACGGGAGGGGCAGUGCGACUCGUACUGCUCCAACAAGCGGUGCUUCGCGAACGAGUGGUGCAAAUGUAGCGACUGCCGUUGCAACCAAGGCAGCACUUCCAGUGAGGUCCAGCAGCUCUGAUGACGCGCCGUCAAGCAACGCCACGUGGAGAGGUGACGUGGCAGGCGUUCAGGCGGAGGCAGAGGAGCUGCUGGCGCGGAACACGGAGCUGCGCCGUGCGCUGGGGAAGCUGCGGCAGACGGUGAUGCUGGAAGCAAGGACACGCAUGGCUCAGCUGAAAAGCAUUCUCAAGGAGAUCAAGUUGGUACAGGACCAGCGUGCUUUGACCUACCAUGUGGACGACAGGCACCUGCCAUCACCCCCGCCAGAGCUGAAGGAGAUAGCUGCACUGACUGCGAGGCGGCGGCCGGAUGUGGAUGCCAAGGAGGAGGAGCUGGUAGUGAGAGCGCAGGUGGGUGGAUGCGAGGCUGUGUGCGUGUGGGUGCUUGCAUAUGCCGAGGACAGGCACCUGCCAUCGCUGCCGGCAGAGCUGAGGGAGAUUGCUGCACUGACAGCGAGGAGGCGACUGGAUGUGGAUGCGAAGGAGGAGGAGCUGGUGGCGCGAGUACAGACCAAGGAGGAGGAGCUGGUGGCGCGAGCACAGGUGCGGGUGCUGUCUCUGCGCGAGGAGAUAGAGCGGGCCGUGCAUGCUGACCUGCGGCUCAGCUUCUCGCGCUGCGCUGCUUCUCUGCAGCACACCCAAGAGGCUCAACAGGCGCACACACAAGCCAUGCAAGCAUACAUGGCAGCGCACGCCACACUCGCCCUCCGCCUCAUGGCUCUAUCAGUGCUCAAGCAGCCAGGCAGCGCAGAGAAACUUCAGCAAUUGAGGGAGCAACCCAACCUGCUCUUCUCGCCUGCUGCUAGAAAUGCCUUCCUCUCCUCCCUUGAUGCGCCCGCAGAAGCAUCACUGUGGGCGGAUCUGCUCUUCUCCCAGAAGCAUCACUCAGAAGCAUCACUGUGGUCGGAUCUCCUCUUUUCUGCAUCCCACUUCCCCUCCAUAUUCCUCUCUACCGACCACCACCCCUCGCGCAUCUCAUCCAUGCAAAGCUUAGUUAACGCCCAGAACGGCACAGUUCUGGCGCGUAAACUGCGCACCGACCACGCUGCUGCUGCAGUGAAGGAAGCCAAGGGGAAGCUUCCUGAGCUGUGCCACGUCAGCGCCUCAUGGGUGAGCCCCGAGGGUGCUGACGUGUCUCCGUGCACGCUGGCCAAUCGGAUAUCAGAAGAAGCGCGUGGAGGAAAGAACGGAACAAGCAUGGACAGCAGAGAGACAGAAGGAGGAGCGGGGAUGGAGAAAAGCAACGAAAGGAAGGGAGAGGCUUCAAAAGUAGAAGCAGCAGCAGUGGCAGGGGGAGAUGGUGGGGCUAAAGAUUCAGAACAUACGAGAGAUUCAGGCCCCCUAUCAGAGCCCUUAGCCCCCUCUGCUCUGUGGCGACAACCCCUAUGGGACCUCUCCUUUCCCACCCAUCCCUCCGCCUUCCCCACGUUUCCUCACUCCUACGCCUUCAAAUCUCCUGCCUCCUCUCCGUUCUCUUCCUCCCUUUCCUCCCCCUUCUCCUCCUUACUCUCGUCGGCAUCUCUACUGGAGGCUACAUCUGGGGAAUCUAUAACUGGGCAAUCCUCUACUGCUGCUACAGAUGCUGCUACAGGUGAUGCUCAUACCCACUCCCAAUCAGCCAAAUCUCCAGGUUCAUCCAGCGCCAGCUCAUCCACCGAAUCUGCCACGUCAUCACCCGCCACGUCAGCAGCUGCAGUGAACAUUUCCUUCCUCAUCUACACUUCGCCGCCCACCACAGCCGCCCUAGAUCUCGUCUCGAAGCUGUACGAGUGCACACACGGGCGGCUGAGGGCUGGCAGCAUAGGUGGGCGGCUGGGAGGACUCACCUCUGAAGCCAUAGUGCUUCUGGAUGGCCCAUCCAUUCCCCUGCACCACGCCUCUGCCAUGGUCCACCGUGGGAAAACAGCGGGUGCGGGUGGGAGCGGCAGUGGGGAUAAUAGCAGCAGCAGCAGCAGCAGCAGCAACAGCAGCAGCAGCAGCAAAGGCAUACCAGGCACAGUGCCGGGAUUCGAAAAGUACUACAACCCUGCGGAUUGGAUCCAAGCGACCCGCCGAACCUCCCCAGGUUCGUUCCUCACACACAUCCUCGCGCCAUCCCGCAUGGGUGCCGCCCGAGCCUACAACCUCCUCUCCCUCCUUGCCCGAGGCUCCAUCCUCAUUCUCCUAGCGGGCGGCGAUCUGCCACCCGAUUCCUGCGAUUGGGCAGCGAAUCUCGUCGUGCCUUUUUCGGCGUGGCCCCGGCUGGGGAUUGCAGGGCAUUCGAUGGGGAAGAUGGGGCUGAGGAACGUUCCAGGAAGCCUGCAGCUGGGGGAGGUGCGGAGCGCGGGGGAUCAGUUUUGGAACAGGUUGAGAGAUCCGGUGACAGGGGUGAGGAUGAGCUUUGUUCUUGGGACGGUGACAGGGCCAAUGGCGGCGAGGCGGGACGUGUUUGUCAAGGUGGGGGGGUUCAGUGCGGUUGAUGGAGGUAUAGAUGCGCUAUCGGAUUGGGACCUCUGCCAGCAUGUGUGGCUCUCAGGCCAUCAGGUUGCGUUGGUGUAUCAAGAACCAGAGCUUCGCUUUAAAGCCACUGAUGAGGUGACCAGAAGCCGCUCCGAUAGUAUCCCGCAAGACGCCUCCGCGGACAGAUUCGCUUCCCCCGGGGGGUUCCGCCGGCAGCGCCACGACUCCAUCGGGGGAGGCAUCCCUGGCGCGGGGGGGAUGCGCCAGAUGCUCACUCCAGGCAGCGCCGCUGCAGCAGCCGCGCGGCAGCGGCGCAUGUCCGUCCAAUUCGCGUCAGGCUUCUCAAAACCCACGGGAUUGCAGCUGCCAGGGUCCGUGGGGCAAGGCGGGCCCAUGACCCCCACCGCUGGAGGCAACACCACCACUACUGCGACUAAGAAAGUGCAGAAAUCGAUGAUGAUGUGCAUGGAUCCGACGUGUAACGCGUGCCCGCCUGAAAUGCAUGCUCUGCGGAAUAAGAAGCUCAUGGCUCAGGGGCACAGGAUGAUUGUGCGCUUCUGCAGAAUCACCUGCUUCACGUACACCUCCAAGUUGCAUCCCAACUUCCCGCCAAAGCGCAAGAAGCGCAAGUCACGGUGGACCAAGGCGUGGGAGGACGUGCAGGACUUUUUUCAGCCCGUCAGCAUGCUGUGGCAGCCAUGGGGCAUCCUGAACCCACACUCCAAGUUCAUGGCGCGGUGGAACAAGGUGUUCAUGGUGGCAUCCAUUCUUGGAUUUACGAUUGAUCCCUGGUUCCUCUUCACCCUGCAGGCGCUGAAUCAAGUGGCGCCCCAGCCGCAUAUCCCCUCCUUCACUGCUUACGUUGAGUCAACUCAAACCAUCCUUCUCCACCCUGUGCCCACCUGCCACCGCCAGGCCAUGCUGUGCCUCACUCUGGACUGGGCGGCAGCCAUCACCUUCACUGCUUUUUGUGGCCAUGCUGUGCCUCACUCUGGACUGGACGGCAGCCAUCACCUUCACUGCUUUUUGUGGUUCAGUAAAGCAACCUCCAAGCAUCAUCAGGCCAUCAUCAAGCCAUCCCUCCCCACCCUGUCCUCCCCCCGCCAGGCCAUGCUGUGCCUCACUCUGGACUGGACGGCAGCCAUCACUUUCACUGUGCUGCGCUCCUUUGUGGACCUCUGCUACGUCAUUCAAAUCGUCGUUCAGUUCCGCAUGGCCUACAUCGUGCCGCCCCCCACCAACCGCAAGAACCGCUUCUUCCGCCGCUGGUGGGCCGACCGCUCCCUGCAGAGCCCAGGCGACCUCGAGUUUGACGCACGGGUCAUUGCCAGCCGCUACCUGCGCUCCUGGUUCCUCAUUGACGUGCUGGCCGCUCUCCCUAUCCCUCAGAGCCCGGGCGACCUUGAGUUUGACGCGCGGGUCAUUGCCAGGCGCUACCUGCGCUCCUGGUUCCUCAUUGACGUGCUGGCCGCCCUGCCCAUCCCCCAGAUAGUGAUGCUGGUGAUAGUGCCAAUGAUGGGCCGUUCAGUCCCCUCCAACACCGGAGUCGCCAUGACAGUGCUCUGCCUCGCAGCCCUCUUCGCUCAGAACGUCCCCCGCGCCAUCCGCUUCUUCCCCAUCCUCUCGGGCAACGGACCGCACGUCACCGGGCUCGUGUUUGAGACGGCGUGGGCGAAUUUCCUCAUCAACUUUGUGUUCUACCUCAUGGCGUCUUACAUUCCCGAGUACAUGUACUGUGUCGACCAAAACGCCAUCGCCUACCAAAUCGCAGCUUCUCCCCGGCUGUCCUUCCUUCCCACAUACAUCCCCUCUCCUCUCUCCCUGCAGCGCUUCACAACGUGUAUGGCAGGCCAGUGUGCCACUCAGGGCGAUGCCUGUCAGCCCGAGUACAUGUACUGUGUCGACCAAAACGCCAUCGCCUACCAAAAUACAGCAGCAGAGGCCGCCUGGGCCGCAGGCCCUGCCAGCGCGUGCCUGGUGCUGGACAAUCCGAGCAGUGACGCCCUGCCUUCCCCAAUCGAUUAUGGCAUCUUCACCAAUGCAGUCCCGCUCGUGGUAGAAGGGGCGUUCCUCUCCAAGGACAUCUACUCCUUCUGGGGCUUCCAGCAAGUGAGCACACUAGCAGGCAACUUGGAGCCGUCUAGGUGGGAUCCUGAGGUGCUCUUUGUCAUCCUUGUUAUAGGGCUGGGGCUCGUGCUGCUCGCGCUGCUUAUUGGCAACAUCUCCAACUUUCUACAAGCACUCAGUAGAAGGUCCUUCGAGUACCAGUUGCAACGACAUGACAUUGACUCGUGGAUGGAGAGACGCAACCUGCCCCUCAGCCUCCAAAAGCGAGUGCAGAAGCAGCAGCGGCUGCACUGGGUGGCAACGAGGGGAGUGGAGGAGGCGGAGGUGUUGGAUAAGCUGUCAGACGACAUUCAGACGGAUGUGCGCCGCAGCCUGUGUCUCGAGCUGCUGCAAUGUUGUGUGAGUGUGAGUGCUGGAGUGAGAGGGGGGGGAGUGGAGGAGGCGGAGGUGCGUCGCAGCCUGUGCCUUGAGCUGCUGCAGUGUGUGAGUGCGGUAGUGUGGAUGGGAGAUUCGUAUGCGAGUGCUGUGUCGGCCUUGUUUUUCGCCAUGGAGCCGCAGGUGCUGGACGCGUUUUGUGAGAAGCUGCGGCAGCAGCUGUACAUAGAGGGCACCGUCAUCCUCAAGGAGGGGUACCCCGUGUCGCGCCUCUUCUUUGUGCUGCGCGGCCAGCUCGAGAGCUACACCACCAUCGGCGGGCGUGCGGGGUUUGUGGACAGCGUGCUGCUGGGGAAGGGUGACUUCCUGGGGGAGGAGCUGCUGGUGGAAUACCUCGAGAAGCUGUCGGAUGGCAACAAGAGCCGACGCUCAGGAACCCAGAUUCGCUACCUGGGCCGAUGGGAGGAGCUGCUGGUGGAGUAUUUUGAGAAGCUGUCGGAUCGGGAUAAGAGCCGGCGACCUGGCACCCAGAUUCGCUACCUGGGCCGAUUAGUGCCCUCCAGGUUUGUGGACAGUGUGCUGCUGGGGAAAGGGGACUUCCUGGGAGAGGAGCUGCUGGUGGAGUAUCUUGAGAAGCUGUCGGAUGGGAACAAGAGCCGGCGCUCAGGCACCCAGAUUCGCUACCUGGGCCGAUGCCGACUUGGGUUUGUGGACAGCGUGCUGCUGGGGAAGGGGGACUUCCUGGGAGAAGAGCUGCUGGUCGAAUACCUUGAGAAGCUGUCGGACGGCAACAAGAGCCGACGGUCGGGAACCCAGAUUCGCUACCUAAACCAAUGGUGGGUUGGGUUUGUGGACAGCGUGUUGCUGGGGAAGGGGGACUUCCUCGGGGAGGAGCUGCUGGUGGAGUAUCUUGAGAAGCUGUCGGAUGGCAACAAGAGCCGGCGGCUCUCAGGCACUACCAUCCGCUACCUGGGCCGAUCUGUCACGAUGGGUGCGAGUGCUUCAGCGUCAGCAGCAGCACUGGGCACUUUGGCGAUCGACGUGCUGCCAACGGCGCAGCGCACGGUGCGGUGCAUCGGGCCCGUGGAGGGCUACGAGCUGGAAGCCACCGAUGUGGCUGUGGUGUGCCGGCAGUUUGCCCGCAUGCUCGCCACCAGCAAGAUCCAGGCGGCUCUCAAUUCCUGUCUGCCCCCACCCUUCCGCUCACCCGUUUCUCUUCCCGCCCCCUCCCCCCCCCAGUGA